Molecule: messenger RNA, 597 nt
Organism: Gekko japonicus
Lineage: Eukaryota; Metazoa; Chordata; Lepidosauria; Squamata; Gekkonidae
Gene: DYNLT2
Product: t-complex-associated-testis-expressed 3
Exons: 4
Coding region: 1-597 (198 amino acids)
Biological process (GO): microtubule-based movement
Cellular component (GO): cytoplasm; cytoplasmic dynein complex
Molecular function (GO): dynein intermediate chain binding
Source: RefSeq, a predicted model, not a curated record
AUGAUAAAGUCAUCAUUUCUGUGGUAUACACAGUCACUUUCAUACCAGAUUCAACAAGGGACAGUAAUUGCAGUAAUUGCAGAUUCUAUAGCAUGCAGCCCGUACGACUCUGGUGUGCCUGACUCAAAGCACCAAAAACACAGGACAUCAAGCCAUGAUGUUUAUGAUCUUGGAGAUGAAGAGUCUACCAUGGAUUUUACAAAAAGUGAGUUCUUGGCAUUCAAGGCUAGCUUUGCAAGACCAAAGUAUGCCAACACAUAUAGAAUGGAACCAUACAGACCAUUUGAGGCUCAUGUAAUAAGGAAGAAAGCUGAAGAAAUCCUAAAGAAUACACUCCAGGAUUACAAAUAUGAUGGGUCCAAUGCAGCCUCGAAGUGUUCAGUCCUCUCAGAAGAUAUAUUAGCAGCUGUCAAGGACCAGGGCUUUGACCGUUACAAGUAUAUAGUCCAAGUGUUUAUGGUGGAAAAGUCUGGCCAAUCAAUUCAUAUUGCCAGCCGAUGGGUCUGGGAUGACGCAAGGGAUAACUGGGUUUCAGCCCUACAUGAAACUGAGAACUAUGUUACAGUGGCUUUGAUAAUUGCUGGUUAUUAUGAAUAA